Venustampulla echinocandica is the source of this 957-nucleotide messenger RNA. RefSeq lists its product as uncharacterized. The transcript is spliced from 6 exons. Gene Ontology annotation, molecular function: phosphoprotein phosphatase activity. Lineage: Eukaryota; Fungi; Ascomycota; Leotiomycetes; Helotiales; Pleuroascaceae. Gene Ontology annotation, biological process: dephosphorylation. The record is from RefSeq and is a predicted model, not a curated record. Bases 1 to 957 code for a protein of 318 amino acids.
AUGCCCGGUAAGAAAGAUGGCAUAGAAAUCGAGAUCAAGAGUGCAGACUCGUCGUCUCAAUCAUCUUUUGAAUCGUUUGAGAACAUUCUGAAUUUCCGGGAUGUGGGGAAGACUAUCAAUGACUUCCUUGGCAAGAAAUAUGUGGCCGAGGGGAAAAUAUUUCGUUCCGCGCGUCCCGACGAUGCGACAAUAUCAGACCGGAAGCAAUUGCAUGAGGAAUUUGGUAUCAAGACUAUUGUCGACCUACGUACAUCCACCGAACACGCUAAUCGAAAAAAGAAACGCUUAAUAGAGUCCAAAUCAACAAUAGAAGAGCCAUCCCAGCUGCAGGGCAUGAACCAUGUUUUUAUCAACAUCAAUGGCCGGCGCUUCGAGCGCAGUCUCCUCUGGCAGCUAUCCUUCUGGAAUUUCAUAAAGCUUAUCGUACUAAUGCUCUUCGGUUAUCGUAUGGAAGCAAUUCGCAUCAUUGGCAGCCAGGUCAUGCAACCCCGCGGGCUCAUCGGCCUAGGUUUCGAUACCAUUGACCACUGCGGUUCUGAAAUUGCAGAAACUCUAAGUGCUUUUGCCAACCCGAAAAACCACCCCAUCCUUGUCCAUUGCACCCAAGGCAAAGACCGUACCGGCCUCAUUGUCGCCAUCAUUCUUCUCCUGCUCCAAGUACCCAUUGCGGCCAUCUCGCACGACUACAUCCUGAGCGAAGAAGAACUGCUUCCCGAGCAUGAGAGCCGGAUGGUGGAAAUUAAGUCUAUUGGCCUGUCCGAAGAUUUUGCCGGUUGUCCGCCGCGCUGGAUAGAGGCAAUGGCAAACUAUUUGACGAAUAAUUACGGGGGUGUUAGGGAGUAUUGCAGACGUAUUGGUUUUAAGGAUGUAGAUGAGGAGAAGUUGAUCGAGUUGUUCAGGGGACCUGGUGUGUGUCCAUUAACACCAGGCGAGCUUAGUUGGAAGUGGAACGCAUAA